Molecule: messenger RNA, 1232 nt
Organism: Anopheles darlingi
Lineage: Eukaryota; Metazoa; Arthropoda; Insecta; Diptera; Culicidae
Exons: 2
Coding region: 36-1163 (375 amino acids)
Source: RefSeq, a predicted model, not a curated record
GACAAAACCAACUUUCCCUAGCAUUAUUCUAAAAUAUGGACGUGGAAGUGCCGUUUGUCGAACAAAACCGUUCUCAGCGACGGAACGAGUUGAAAUGGGACCAGAAAACGCACCGUAAAAAGGAAUUGGACCGGAAUCGGGCCGGAUUAGGUGAGCUUCAUCACUCGAUCGGCGUGAUGGAAACCAUAACGGAAACGGAAAUCAAGGGGCUAGCUGGGCGGAUUAAACGCCGGAAACGCUGCGAACCGCUUGAUCUCGUACGCCUCAGUUACGGGUUUCAGCAGAGCCGUGAGAACAUAUCGCACUUUAUCCGAAUCACCGGCGCCAUCAACGUGAUCGUCAAGGAACUGACCGGCCACGAUUACAAUCUUCAGCUGCUUGCCGCCGAGUGCAUCUGCAAUUUAUCGCUCGGGGACGACGUGUGCUGCGAGAAGAUUUCCACUUUCGCCGGAACUUACCUGAUAGCGCUGGCAGAAAACCCUAACUGCCGGCCGCUGCAACAGACCUGCCUUUGGAUUCUGCAAAACAUCGUCGGAUCCAGCCCGAAAGGAGCGGAGGUGCUGUUCUCGCAGGGUCUGGUUGUGGUGCUGAUUCGACUGCUGUCCUCCGUUACGGAUCACGAGGCGGCCGAUGAUAUCAUUCUAACGCUCGAACUGGCUCUCAACUAUAAUCAAGAGACUAGCGCCACGCUGGAUCAGAUCGUGCAGUGUUUCACCGGGAAAGCGCUUCACCCGAGUAGUCUACGGUUGCUCUACAAAUGCUACAAUCUAUUGCCGGCUAAGGACGCUAAUACGGCACAUGGAGAAUGUUCGGAAAGCAUUAUACGAGGAUGUGUCGAUUAUCUGGCCAGUGUCCUUGGAACAUAUCUCGAAUCACAGGCCGCAUCGAUUUUGCUCUCCAUCCGGAUCCUUGCCCACCACCUGGCAGCAACUCCCACCAGCCGAAACAUCUUGGUAUCGCAUCUUAUGACUAGGAAUACUUUGAAAUUCUCCGACCUUUUCAAUGAGUGUGCUGCAUCAAACCUAACGCCGCUCUGCAAGGAGUUACUGUGGUUUCUCGGUCAACUUCAGUCCUUCUUCGGCGAAGAUCCUGCACAGCUCCAAACAUAUCUCAGCUUCGACAAUUUCGUGGAGCACCUUAACGUUCCUAAAUCCCUUAUGUGAAACAAUCGCGCGGAUUGAUCCUGGAUCUUUAUCUAUACUGGAUGGAAGAUAAGUCUUUGAAAUGAAUAU